AUGAAUGAUGCAGUAGAAAUAAUAUUUGUUGCAGAGAACGUGAAGAAGGUUUUGAUCCCUUUACCAGAAAUGCUGGAUCAUGCCAACUACACUUGGACCCAACAUUUCAUCCUUUCUGGUUUCACUACCACUGGGACAUUACAAGCUCUUGCCUUCAUGGGGACCCUAGGUUUCUAUCUCCUCACACUGGCAGGAAACCUGUUCAUCAUUGUGCUGGUUCAAGCCGAUUCUGGACUGUCCACACCCAUGUACUUCUUCAUCAGUGUCCUUUCCUUCUUGGAGCUCUGGUAUGUCAGCACCACGGUGAUCACAUUAUUGCAUACUUUGCUCCAUGGACUUUCCAUCAUACCAUCUGCUGUCUGCUUCAUCCAGUUGUAUGUCUUCCACUCCUUGGGCAUGACUGAGUGCUACCUGCUGGGUGUCAUGGCACUGGACCGCUACCUGGCCAUCUGCCGCCCACUCCACUACCAUGCGCUCAUGAGCAGAAAGGUACAGGUAAGGCUAGCAGGGGCCAGUUGGGUGGCUGGUUUCUCAGCAGCAGUUGUGCCAGCCAGCCUCACAGCCACUCUUCCCUUCUGUUUCAAGGAGGUGGCUCACUACUUUUGUGAUUUGGCACCACUGAUGCAACUGGCAUGUAUUGACACAAGUUGGCAUGCUCGGGUCCAUAUUGUAGUGAUUGGACUGAUCAAUGCAUGCAAUCUUGUGGUCAUCUUGAGUCUCUAUGGGGGCAUCCUGAGGGCUGUGGUGAAGCUUCCCUCAGCUUCCAGCCGUGCCAAGGCUUUCUCCACCUGCUCCUCUCAUAUAACUGUAGUGACACUCUUCUUUGGCUCAGCUUUCAUUGUUUAUGUGGGGCCACCUGGGAUCCGAGCUGAAGGCAUGGACAAGCAUCUUACCUUGGUGUACUCUCUGUUUACCCCCUUCCUCAACCCUAUUAUCUACACCCUUCGUAACAAGGAGGUGAAAGAGGCUGUGAGGAGAGUCACCCAGAGGAUUAGGGCUGUGUUAAAGGGAUGCUAA
Elephantulus edwardii (Cape elephant shrew) is the source of this 1017-nucleotide messenger RNA. RefSeq names its product olfactory receptor 6N2-like. Gene Ontology annotation, cellular component: membrane. NCBI's taxonomy places the organism in Eukaryota, Metazoa, Chordata, Mammalia, Macroscelidea, Macroscelididae. The transcript has 2 exons. Gene Ontology annotation, molecular function: olfactory receptor activity; G protein-coupled receptor activity. Gene Ontology annotation, biological process: G protein-coupled receptor signaling pathway. Bases 1 to 1017 code for a protein of 338 amino acids. The record is from RefSeq and is a predicted model, not a curated record.